Molecule: messenger RNA, 2219 nt
Organism: Hipposideros armiger (great roundleaf bat)
Lineage: Eukaryota; Metazoa; Chordata; Mammalia; Chiroptera; Hipposideridae
Gene: MBOAT7
Product: membrane bound acylglycerophosphatidylinositol O-acyltransferase MBOAT7
Exons: 8
Coding region: 97-1614 (505 amino acids)
Biological process (GO): lipid modification; phosphatidylinositol biosynthetic process
Cellular component (GO): membrane; mitochondria-associated endoplasmic reticulum membrane contact site
Molecular function (GO): lysophospholipid acyltransferase activity
Source: RefSeq, a predicted model, not a curated record
GGCGUGCGGGGCGGGAAGGUGUGGCCAGGGCAGGACAGCUCGGUCUCUUGCCCGGCGAGCUGCGCGGAGCCGGGCCCAGGUGAGCGGUGGUAGACCAUGUCGCCAGAAGAAUGGACAUAUCUAGUGGUUCUUCUUAUCUCCAUCCCCAUCGGCUUCCUCUUUAAGAAAGCUGGACCUGGGCUGAAGAGAUGGGGAGCAGCAGCUGUGGGCCUGGGGCUCACCUUGUUCACCUGUGGCCCUCACACUUUGCAUUCUCUGGUCACCAUCCUUGGGACCUGGGCCCUCAUUCAGGCCCAGCCCUGGUGGGGAAGUAAGAGGGGAUUUGUAGCUGGAAUCUGGGGAAGGCAGAGGCAAGGUCCCAGGCAAGUUCCUGGGCCCAGCACCACCGCCUCCUGCCUCUGCCCCAGCUCCUGCCACGCGCUGGCCCUGGCCUGGACCUUCUCCUACCUCCUGUUCUUCCGCGCGCUCAGCCUCCUGGGCCUGCCCACUCCCACGCCCUUCACCAACGCUGUCCAACUGCUGCUCACGCUGAAGCUGGUGAGUCUGGCCAGUGAGGUACAGGAUCUGCACCUAGCCCAGAGGAAGGAAAUGGCCUCUGGCUUCAGCAAGGGGCCCAGCCUGGGGCUGCUGCCCGAUGUGCCCUCUCUGACAGAGACACUCAGCUACAGCUACUGCUACGUGGGAAUCAUGACAGGCCCGUUCUUCCGCUACCGCACGUACCUGGACUGGCUGGAGCAGCCCUUCCCGGGAGCCGUGCCUAGCCUGCGGCCCCUGCUGCGCCGGGCCUGGCCGGCCCCGCUCUUUGGGCUGCUCUUCCUGCUGUCCUCGCACCUCUUCCCGCUGGAGGCCGUGCGUGAGGACGCCUUCUACGCCCGCCCGCUACCCGCCCGCCUCUUCUACAUGAUCCCGGUCUUCUUCGCCUUCCGCAUGCGCUUCUACGUGGCCUGGAUUGCGGCUGAGUGCGGCUGCAUUGCCGCCGGCUUCGGGGCCUACCCCGUGGCCGCCAAAGCCCGGGCCGGGGGUGGCCCCACCCUCCAAUGCCCACCCCCCAGCAGUCCGGAAGAGGCGGCUGCCCUGGAGUACGACUAUGAGACCAUUCGCAACAUCGACUGCUACGGCACGGACUUCUGCGUGCGGGUGCGGGAAGGCAUGCGGUACUGGAACAUGACGGUGCAGUGGUGGCUGGCGCAAUAUGUCUACAAGAGCGCGCCCACCCGGUCCUACGUCCUCAGGAGCGCCUGGACCAUGCUGCUGAGCGCCUACUGGCAUGGCCUCCACCCUGGCUACUACCUAAGCUUCCUGACCAUCCCACUGUGCCUGGCAGCGGAGGGUCAGCUGGAGUCGGCGCUGCGGGGGCGGCUGGGCCCAGGCGGCCAGAAGGCCUGGGACUGGGUGCACUGGUUCCUGAAGAUGAGGGCCUACGACUACAUGUGCAUGGGCUUCGUGCUGCUCUCGCUGGGCCAGACCCUCCGCUACUGGGCCUCCAUCUACUUCUGCAUCCACGUCCUGGCUCUGGUGGCCCUGGGGCUGGGAGUAGCUUUGGGUCGGGGCAGCCCUAGCCGGCGGAAGUCCCCGGCUACCAGCCUUGCCCCGGAAAAGCUCCGGGAGGAGUAAGCUGCUUGAAACUCCCACUGCCAGUCGGUCCAGCCACAAAGCUUUUGCCUGGGAAUUCCGUGAACCUGGCUGCCAUCUCCUUUCCCAGAAAGGGCCCUUGAUUUGGCUCGGGGCCUGGGGCCUGGAGAGGAUUCCCAUGUCCCUGCUCCAUACACUGCCUUUCACAAAGCACAGCUGAGGGGUCUCCCUGCUUCCCUGCCCUCCCCUGAGGGUUCCAGAAGGUCCAUUUCCCUACUGUAAAAUCCAGGUGCUGUCCAGACAGGACUCUCCCUUUAUCCCUGCCACAGCUUCCAGGUACGCAGAGAGCUGGCCUGCUGGAACAGCAGGGCUGAGGGGCCAGUCCCCUUCUGCAGCUCCCCUGUGGGGGAGGGACCCAUUUUUCUUGUGCUGUAUGCCCCACUUGUAUCAGCCCUGGGAGGGAACAUAACCUUCCCGUCUCACAAAGGGAAAACUGAGGCACUGAUGAGCAGGCCUGGGGGCCACCAUUCUUGCAGCUUCCAUCUGAGCCACUUUAGGGUCCCAGCACUCACCACCCUCUUAUCAUCAUGUGGCCUAAGACAGCGUCAGAAUGUGUGAAUCUCUCCCAGUAAAGUGUUGCACACAGA